AACCAUCAGCACCCCCUUCUCACGUGUCAAUCAACCAACAGAUCGCUCACUAGUUGGUAAUGUCUACCUUGUCGAAUUCAUUCGAAGGAAUUGGGGGCCGAGACGUCUUCGCUGGAAACCACUUCUCUGGGCCGACUUCCAUCGCAAUCCAUCAAUCACAAGAUGAAGAGUUACCAGAUCAUAGGAGAUCCAAAAGACGCGGGAUUGACACCGUACAGGAUCAGCCUCAACCGUGUCCCCCGACAGUUUGCCGCUACAUCCCGUUCCUGCGUAACGAAGGCCUAGUACCCCGAGAUGCCCUGACGACCCAGCUCAAUCAACUUCUUCCUAGUACGCCUGGAUACCGAGCCGCCGCUCUCUGGGGCUUAGGUGGAUCCGGAAAAACACAGGUUGCCCUUAAUUACGUUUAUGAACGAUAUCGCGACCCUCUAUGCUCCGUCUUUUGGGUACACGCCGACAGCGAGGCGUCUUUUACGCAAGACUACGAAACGAUCGCGAGAAAGCUUAAACUUGGAAACCAUCUCACUGGGAAAGACUUGCUUCAUGCCGUUUGUGACAACAUCGAGUGCAAUCCAAACUGGGUUCUUGUGCUCGACGAGGUAGAUAACUUGACCUUGUUUGGCGUGGGUCAACUGCAAGAAACCAAUUCGUCCGAGUCUAGACCGAACUUUUAUGAUUUCAUACCGAAAUUGACCACAUCUGGAACCGGGACAGUAUUGUGGACGAGUCGGGAUCAACACAUUGCGGGGAGUCUCGUGCUAGCUCAACAAGCAAUCCAUGUCGUACAGAUGACGGCUGAAGAAGGAAUAUCGCUGUUAAGCACUGUCCGGAACCAGAAAACUGAAGAAGACGAAAUUGCCAACGUAAGAGAGCUACUAUCCGAGCUAGACCACCUCCCAUUGGCCAUCUCCCAAGCAGCAGCAUACAUACGAAGAACGUCAACACCAGUUGGAGAUUAUCUUGCAGAUAUCCGGGGACGGGUGAAGAAGAGGUGGAAGAUACUAGGCAGAUCAGAAUACGAUCAACACCGACGGGAACAUGGAUCAAACAGUUUCCUGGAGACUUGGAGCAUCUCGAUCGAGUAUUUACGAAGGGAGAAUGGGCUGAUUUACGAUAUUAUGCACUGUUUGGCUUUUGUUGAUAAUCAGAACAUCCCUUACGAGCUCAUCAGUGAAAUAGCCCGGAUAUCAACCCAGUUCAGCGGAGUCGAAGGAAACGAUAAGGACAGCGAAGAUUCUUCAGACGAUGAGAGCAGUGAGCAUAGUUCAGACGAACUCGAUGUUAGAGACGCCAUUGCCCGGCUCUGCGAAUUUGAAUUUCUCAAAAUUCGGCCUUCUCUCCCUGGGGUUCGAGUAAGGGUCUACGACAUGCACAAGCUAGUCCAGGAAGCUGCCCGAUAUCUCCUGAAAAGGAAAAAAGACCGGGCCAAAGAUGAAGCCUACUUUGCAAAGACGGCGUUUAAGAUCACGGACAAUCUUUUUCCGGUCUACCGAAGUGAUGAUUGGGACCGAUGCGAGCAGUAUCAGGCACAUGCACAACAGGCUGGCAUGUGGGCAGAGCUGCAUGAUGGUCAACUGGAAGUGGUAUCAUUGUUGAAAAGAGUGAGCGACUAUUUAGUAACACGAGGCAGAGAUAGAGAGGCAGAGGUGAUACUCAACAAGGCUCUCAUUCUCUGUCAAAAGACACUAGGAGACAGACAUGAGCGAACAUUACUGGCCAUGAUACAACUCGGCCAUCUGCAAACUAGGCAUGAGAAUCUUGCAAUUGUUGAAAAGCUCUUCUUGUGUGCAAGACAAAGGGGCGAGGAGGCCCUAGGUGCAAACCAUCAUAUCACACUGGUGGCCAUAAUCUUUCAUGCUGAUGCCUUUAUACUCUCCGUGUACAAGGAGAAAUGGCAGGCGGCUGAGGUGAUGCUGCAACACAUCUUAACCGUGGUAGGGGCGAGUUUUGACAUAGAGAAUCCAACGACAGUCGAAAACAUGUUCCGCCUUGCUAAAGCCAUAAUAGAUAAAGAGAAGCAUGGAGACACUGUCAAUAUUUGGCGGACACGAUGUGGCCCUGUACUGCACACUAUUCAACUAACAGGCAAAGCACUUCUGGUUCAAAAGAAAUACAAAGAGGCUGAAGAUAUAUUUCAGCCGCUACUAGCUCUAUGCCAAGAAAUGCUGGGCAUGGUGCACUCUUUUUCAUCAAGUGUUGUACGUGGCCUUGGUAUGGCACUUUCGGGUCAAAAGAAGUUCAAGGAGGCUGAAGAACUAUACUCGAUACACCUGACUGUAUCCGAAGAAGCGUUCGGCGGGAAGGAUCGGCGUACAAUGAAUGCUAGGUACAACCUUGGUCUGGUGCUUGACCAGCAAGAAAAGUUCAAAGAGGCCGAAGACAUGUUCCGACAGGUGGUAGGACUGCUAACAGAAGCACUAGGCAGAAACCACCCCCAUACACUCGAAAGCGUGAGAGUACUUGCUUGUGUGCUUUGGAAGCAAAGGAAAUACAAAGAGGCCGAAGAUAUGUUCCGACAGGUGGUAGGACUGCAAACAGAAGUACUCGGCAGAAACCAUCCCGAUACACUCCAAAGCGUAAAAGAACUUGCUUGGGUGCUUUGGAAGCAAGGGAAAUAUGAAGAGGCUGAAGAAUUAGCCCGGGAUUAUCCACAGCAAGAUCAAAGAGACUCAUGUUAGAGAGUGACAUUGAUUGCCACCCUUGAUUAGGCUGUCAGUCGUAUAUCGUUACAGAACUAUUGCUAUGAGACAAUGAAGGCUGAUAUGGCUACGGUGAUGCAAUCAAGUUGUGAUAAGUGCAAAUGAGUAAUAGGCUAGUGGUUUAUGACUGAGAAA
Molecule: messenger RNA, 2834 nt
Organism: Xylaria bambusicola
Lineage: Eukaryota; Fungi; Ascomycota; Sordariomycetes; Xylariales; Xylariaceae
Exons: 2
Coding region: 60-2678 (872 amino acids)
Molecular function (GO): protein binding
Source: RefSeq, a predicted model, not a curated record